Messenger RNA from Zalophus californianus (California sea lion), 1066 nucleotides. RefSeq names its product microfibril associated protein 5 (gene MFAP5). NCBI's taxonomy places the organism in Eukaryota, Metazoa, Chordata, Mammalia, Carnivora, Otariidae. Gene Ontology annotation, biological process: embryonic eye morphogenesis. The record is from RefSeq and is a predicted model, not a curated record. The coding region runs from base 241 to 753 and encodes 170 amino acids. Gene Ontology annotation, cellular component: microfibril. The transcript has 11 exons.
AUCCUGAGGGCAUCUAUCCUGGAGCCCCCAACCACCAAGUCAUCUCAUUAGCAUACAAAAAGACAUGAAUCACUUAGGAACUGUGAGGAGAGUACGGCCAAAUUUGAAGUCCUUCCCAGGGAGUGGCCCUGUUCAUCCUAUUCUCCAGCCAAAGUAGAAACAGCGUGAGAAGGAAAGAGGCACAUUCGGCAGCCAAAGGACUCGGUGGAACGAGCAGAGGAAAAAUACACACCGUUAGAUAUGCUGCUCUUGGGACCCAGGGUGCUGCUGUUCCUGACCGCACUCAUCAUCCCCUCCGACUGGACACCACUAGGAGUUGGUGGUCAACGAGGAGAUGAUGUGACUCCAGUGACUCCAGAACCAUUCACAGAAGAUCCUAAUCUGGUGAACGAGCCCUCUACAGAUGAAACAGUUCUGGCUGAUAUCGAGCCUUCCACAGAUGACCUGGCUUCUCCUACUGAUAAAAAUACCACAACAGAUUGCCGGGAUGAAAAAUUCGCUUGCACGAGACUCUACUCUGUGCAUCGACCAGUCAAGCAAUGCAUUCAUCAGUUAUGUUUCACAAGUUUACGACGUAUGUACAUCAUCAACAAUGAGAUCUGCUCUCGUCUUGUCUGUAAAGAACACGAAGUUAUGAAAGAUGAACUUUGCCGUCAGAUGGCUGGUUUACCCCCAAGGCGACUCCGUCGCUCCAACUACUUCCGACUUCCUCCAUGUGAAAAUGUGAAUUUGCAGAGACCCAGUGGUCUGUGAUCAUCAAGGAAGAGGAAAGAAGAAUGUGUGGGUGGGUGGAAGAGAAUGCUCUAACAAGAGGGAACUCCUUCUUGUGCAACCAAUGUCCGCUAACCCACAGACAGUAGUAUUUCUUAAAACAGUCCCUUUGCAGUGUCUAGCUUUUGCUUCCACUCCCUGAUUUUUCACCCAGACUGAUAACAUAAAGUCUGUAUUAUUGCAUGGUUUUGCUGCUUCUCAAUAUCAUAGACAUAGAUUAAUGAUAACCAUGUGGCUUAUAUAUAAGCACUCUACAUACAAUUUCAAAGGAAAAUAAACCUUAGGUUAAUAUUUA